Molecule: messenger RNA, 3057 nt
Organism: Entrophospora sp. SA101
Lineage: Eukaryota; Fungi; Glomeromycota; Glomeromycetes; Entrophosporales; Entrophosporaceae
Source: the annotation of a GenBank genome assembly
AUGUUACAUGGGAGUUUUGAAAUGGCUGAAGCCAAUCAAAGCAUAUUUUCAAAUAGACAUAUAAUGGUAACUCAAGAUGCAACUGAUUUAGAAGUAAUUCAAAAUGGAGAUAAUGCAAAAGAAGAUGAUUUUGAUAAAAUAAAUAGUAAUAUUUUGGUUGAAGAUGUAGAAGUAGGAAAUGGAGUUUUUUGUUCCAUUUCAACUUUACUUAAAGUAUUGAUACCAUUUUGGAAAUCAGGUGAAAAACCAGUAAUUACUGUAGGUGAUACACUUCGUAAUGAAGUACUAAAACCAGAACAUCAAUUCAGUAUAUGUCUUUAUAUAGGCAAAGAAAAAUAUGAAACAUUAGCAACAGUUUGUAAAAUAUUUGAUUCACAAAUAACUUCUCUUAAAGCUCAUGGUAUUAUUGAUAAUGACAAUAUACACUGGCCAGUUGAAUUUUACUUCUCUGAUGAUUGGAAAUUUACAUCAAUUAUUAUGAGUUUAAAUGCACCAAAUUCAACAUAUUUCUGCUUAUAUUGGAAGAAAAAUCCUUCAUUGUUCACUUCAAUUGAAUUACUUAAUUAUGUACCUGAUGAACUACGUAUUUUAUUGCAAAUAACAGAUGUAUUAAUGGAGUGUUUUGAAAUGGCUGAAGCCAAUCAAAGCAUAUUUUCAAAUAGACAUAUAAUGGUAACUCAAGAUGCAACUGAUUUAGAAGUAAUUCAAAAUGGAGAUAAUACAGAAGGAAUUCAAAAUGGAGAUAAUACAGAAGAAGUUGCUAAUUGUAGUACUAGAUGUGAAACUAAAUAUGAAUCAUUUUCAAAAGUAUGUUUUAAAAUUAGUUGGAACAAAGGAUGUACAGAAUGGAAUACUUAUAGUACAAAAACUUCCUCAGCAGCUGUCAGUUCAUUUUUACAGAUGAUUGGUUGGAAAAAGUGUUCUAGACUUUCUGGACCUCGAGUAUUUGGUUUUGAUAUUAAACCAUUACAUGAUGCUUGUUUACAAAUUCAUAUAAAAACAUUCAAUACUAAUAAUGAAUCAUGUGAACAAUAUACAGAUGAAGAUGAUUUUGAUAAAAUAAAUAGUAAUAUUUUGGUUGAAGAUGUAGAAGUAGGAAAUGGAGUUUUUCGUUCCAUUUCAACUUUACUUAAAGUAUUGAUACCAUUUUGGAAAUCAGGUGAAAAACCAGUAAUUACUGUAGGUGAUACACUUCAUAUAAAACUUGGUGGUGAUGGCAGGAAUGUGGGAAGAAAAAAGAAUCAUGUGUUGUUGACUUUUUGUUUAUUAAAUGAAGGCAAAGAAAAAUAUGAAACAUUAGCAACAGUUUGUAAAAUAUUUGAUUCACAAAUAACUUCUCUUAAAGCUCAUGGUAUUAUUGAUAAUGACAAUAUACACUGGCCAGUUGAAUUUUACUUCUCUGGUGAUUGGAAAUUUGCAUCAAUUAUUAUGGGUUUAAAUGCACCAAAUUCAACAUAUUUCUGCUUAUAUUGUGAGUGUAAUUCCAAGACCAGAUAUAAUAUGGAUCUUUCUUGGCCAAUUACAGGAAAUAAUAAAGGCAAAAUCAUAUUUUGUGGGAAGAAAAAUCCUUCAUUGUUCACUUCAAUUGAAUUACUUAAUUAUGUACCUGAUGAACUACAUAUUUUAUUGCGAAUAACAGAUUUUUAUCAUAGUAAUAAUAAUAGAAGUGCUUCUUGGACUUGGACAUCUUUAAUGGGACCUGAAAAAAAGAAAAUUCUUCAGAGUUUUCCUGUGAGUGAAUUUGUGACUGGAAGUCAUGGAAUUGCUAUAGAAAAUUUAUGGUGCAUAAUAAAUUCUACAUCAGCAAUUCCAGGGCUUUAUAGAAAGGAGGAUGUUACUCCAUAUAUGCAUAUUCUUACAAUGCAUGUGCCUUUUUUUUUGCGUAAAUUAAAUAACCAAGGUCUUUCAUUUAGAUUAUUUUCAACAAGUAGCAUUGAAAAAAAAAAUCAUGAACAAGUCAAGUUGUUUUUUGGUGGCACUACAAUGGGAGGUGGUAACAAAACAAAGCCUGUUGUUUAUGAUAUGAUGAUUCAUAUAAAAACAUUCAAUACUAAUAAUGAAUCAUGUGAACAAUAUACAGAUGAAGAUGAUUUUGAUAAAAUAAAUAGUAAUAUUUUGGUUGAAGAUGUAGAAGUAGGAAAUGGAGUUUUUCGUUCCAUUUCAACUUUACUUAAAGUAUUGAUACCAUUUUGGAAAUCAGGUGAAAAACCAGUAAUUACUGUAGGUGAUACACUUCGUAAUGAAGUACUAAAACCAGAACAUCAAUUCAGUAUAUGUCUUUAUAUAGGCAAAGAAAAAUAUGAAACAUUAGCAACAGUUUGUAAAAUAUUUGAUUCACAAAUAACUUCUCUUAAAGCUCAUGGUAUUAUUGAUAAUGACAAUAUACACUGGCCAGUUGAAUUUUACUUCUCUGAUGAUUGGAAAUUUACAUCAAUUAUUAUGAGUUUAAAUGCACCAAAUUCAACAUAUUUCUGCUUAUAUUGGAAGAAAAAUCCUUCAUUGUUCACUUCAAUUGAAUUACUUAAUUAUGUACCUGAUGAACUACAAUUAAAAAAAAAAAUAGAGAAAAAAAUGAGUCAUAUAAAUGUUCAUUUUGAGUUUUAUCAUAGUAAUAAUAAUAGAAGUGCUUCUUGGACUUGGACAUCUUUAAUGGGACCUGAAAAAAAGAAAAUUCUUCAGAGUUUUCCUAUGAGUGAAUUUGUGACUGGAAGUCAUGGAAUUGCUAUAGAAAAUUUAUGGUAUCAAUUUUUUAAUUUGUAUGAAAUGUUAAGGAAACCAUCAUACAAUGAAGAAGAUAUAAUCAAAUUUGAACUUGAAGCCAAGAACUGGGUGAGAUCUUUUUGUCAACCUACAUUAGGCAUAACAAAUUCUACAUCAGCAAUUCCAGGGCUUUAUAGAAAGGAGGAUGUUACUUCAUAUAUGCAUAUUCUUACAAUGCAUGUGCCUUUUUUUUUGCAUAAAUUAAACAACCAAGGUCUUUCAUUUAGAUUAUUUUCAACAAGUAGCAUUGAAAAAAAAAUUUAUGAACAAGUAUAUAUUUCAUUUUUAAAAUUGUAG